AUGGCGCCAACAUUCCUCCGGCACAGAAGGCCCAUGCUGGCGCUGAAGAGCUUUCUAACCAAGUUGUAUCAACACCUCCUGGCCAUGGUAUUUGCUGUCAAUGAGAUCAAUAACAACGUCAAGAUCUUGCCCAACAUCACCCUUGGAUUCCACAUCCAUGACAACUAUAACGAUGCAAAGGUGACUUAUCAUAAAACUCUGGACUUGCUCUUCAAGUCACAUCACUAUAUACCCAACUACAAAUGUGGAAUCCCAAAAAAUGUAGCAGGAGUCAUUGGAGGACUUGAUUCUGAUUCCUCUUCACGCAUGGCAGACAUCUUAAGACUUUACAAGAUUCCACAGAUUUCAUAUGGUUCUUUUGAAUCAGCCGUGAGCGAUGAAACCCGUUUCUUCUUCUACCGCAUGGUCUCCAGUGAAGCCUUUCAAUAUGUGGGAAUUGUCAAGUUGCUUCUGCAUUUCCAGUGGAAAUGGGUUGGGCUUAUUAGUUCCGACGGCGAUGAUGGAGAACGUUUCUUGCAGGCGUUGGAGCCGAUGCUUUCCGGGAAUGGAAUCUGUGUAUCCUUCAUGGAAAGAAUGAAAAAAAAUCUGCAUGUUGAUAAUCCUCAUGCAGCCAUAUUUCACUUUAUCAGUAAUAAUCCAGAUUUCUUGGAGACAAAAACCAAUGUAGUUGUUAUACAUGGGGAUACUACAACCAUUGUGGCUCUGGCAAAUAUUCUAUGGGCAACAAAAACGUUGUCUUUUAUGAUGGAAGAAGAAUACGUGCAGCGAAUUUCUGCAGGAAAAGUGUGGGUUACAACAGUCCAGGUUGAGCUGGCAUUAACUAUAAUCCUGAAGUUUUUUGAUAUACGAAUGCUUCAUGGUGCUUUGGGCUUCACCAUCCACUCCAAUGAGCUGACGGGUUUCCACAAAUUCCUCCAGACUGUAACGCCUUUCUGGGCCAAAGGGGAUGGCUCGAUCAAGGAUGUUUGGGAACAAAUAUUCGACUGUUCCUUUCCAAAUUCCAUGGAUCCCACAAACCUCAAUGAAACAUGCACAGGGGAGGAGAGUCUGGAGUCUGUGCCGGCGCCAUUUUUUGAAAUGAGCAUGACUGGUCACAGCUACAGUAUCUACAAUGCCGUCUAUGCUCUAGCUCAUUCCUUGCACGCCAUGUACUCAUCCACAGCCAGCGGCAGAACAAAAGAGAACAGGGGCAGACUGGAUGUGGAGCCCUGGCAGCUAUACUCAUUCCUUCAGAGAAUAUCGUUCAACAACAGUGCUGGAGAUGAAAUUGUGUUCAAUGAUCGUGGAGAAUUGGAUGCUGGGUUUGAUAUUACAAAUGUGGUCACUUUUCCCAAUAACUCCUAUACCCGAGUAAAAGUCGGAAGGCUGGAUCCUCAGGCACCAGCAGGGAAAGAGUUCACUGUGCAGCCGGAUAAAAUUGAGUGGCACCAUACUCUGAGUCAGGUGCCUCCCUUCUCCUUAUGCAAUGAUUACUGCCAUCCAGGACACAGCAAGGAACCAAGAGAAGGAGAGAAAUUCUGCUGCUUCAAUUGUGUUCCCUGUCCCAAAGGGAGGAUCUCACACCAGAUCGACAUGGAAUACUGUAUCACUUGCCCAGAAGAUCACUAUCCAAACAGCAAUCGAGAUCAAUGUAUUCCCAAGACCCCAAACUUCCUUUCCUUUGAAGAACCUUUGAGCAUUCUGUUAAUCUGCUUAACUGUGUUCUUUUCUCUGAUCACGGCUCUGAUACUUGGAAUUUUCAUUAAGCACCAGGACACCCCCAUAGUCAAAGCCAACAACAGGAGCCUCACCUACAUUCUCCUCACCUCCCUCCUUCUUUGCAUCAAUUGCUCAUUGCUGUUCAUUGGACAGCCAAAAACAUGGACCUGCCUCUUCCGACAAACAAUCUUUGGCAUCGUUUUCUCAGUCUCUGUUUCUUCUGUUUUAGCAAAAACCAUUACUGUGGUGGUAGCUUUCAUGGCCUCCAAGCCAGGAAAUAUUUUUAGAAAAUUGAUGGGGAGGAGAUUUGCACAUUCUGUUGUUAUUUCCUUCUCCCUUGUUCAAGUGGGCAUUUGUGCAAUUUGGUUGAGUACUUCCCCUCCAUUUCCAGACCUGGACAUGCACUCAACCUUUGGGGAAAUCAUUUUGGAAUGCAAUGAAGGCUCAGUCACCAUAUUUUACUGUGUCUUGGGCUACAUGGUCUUCCUAGCCACUAUCAGCUUCAUUGUGGCUUUUCUAGCCAGAAGAUUACCAGACAGUUUUAAUGAAGCCAAGUUCAUCACUUUCAGCAUGUUAGUCUUCUGCAGUGUUUGGAUAUCCUUUGUCCCAGCCUACCUGAGCACCAAAGGAAAAUAUGUAGUGGCUGUGGAGAUCUUCUCUAUCUUAGGCUCUAGUGCUGGACUGCUGGGCUGCAUCUUUUUUCCCAAAUGCUACCUGAUACUACUAAGGCCUGAGCUGAACAGCAGAGAGCAGAUGAUGAGGAACAAGAAUUGA
This is a messenger RNA of Sphaerodactylus townsendi, 2472 nucleotides long. It is a transcript of the gene CASR, whose product is annotated as calcium sensing receptor. Gene Ontology annotation, molecular function: G protein-coupled receptor activity. The transcript has 6 exons. The record is from RefSeq and is a predicted model, not a curated record. The coding region runs from base 1 to 2472 and encodes 823 amino acids. Gene Ontology annotation, biological process: G protein-coupled receptor signaling pathway. Gene Ontology annotation, cellular component: membrane. NCBI's taxonomy places the organism in Eukaryota, Metazoa, Chordata, Lepidosauria, Squamata, Sphaerodactylidae.